AUGUUUGCAGAUCUUCUCGCAAGAGGCAGGUCGACCAUCACGCAAUUAGCGCAACAUACAUCGCUCAACCAACGACAAGUGCGUCAUGGGAUCGCUGUGCUCAUUCAGCUAAAUCUCAUCUUCCACUUUACGGACCAAGACUCGGGCAUCACAUACUAUGACGCAAACCCUCAUGCUGCCUACAAUCUUGUCCGAACGGGAAAGAUCCUUGACAUGGUUCGUGAGAAAUAUGGGUCUGAUGCGAAUGCUCUCGUGCACGAGGUUCUUGUUCAGGGUCACACGAAGAUUUCCGAUUUGAUAGCAGCAUUCAAGGAGCGAUAUACUAUGCAGCAAAAGACUGCCAACGGUGUAUCCCAAAAUGGCCACCAUGUCAACGGCAAUGGCGUUAGCAAUGGUAUGGGCGAUAUAAAGAUAGGGGAUGAACGUGUCGACCUAGAGGAUCAAGCCUACGAGAGUCUCGCACAGCUUAUUGCGGCCGGUAUUCUUGAGCCGCUUACGCUAGCGAUGUACCAAUCUCCACAGGACCUAAGAAGCACAAUUGAGCAAGACUUCCUGACUAGCUACUAUCCCACUGGCAUUCGAGGAGCCAAGCAGACAGCCGAAUUCGAUAAGUAUGUCAGAGACAAGCUAAGGGAUUUUCAUCUUAAAAACACGGAACUAAAGAAUGAUCUCGAAUUUGAAUUCGAGAACGGGGCUGGCUCUAAGCGCCGGAAGCUAACUAACGGCACGACCUCCAAUAUACUUGCCAACGGAAAAGUAAAAUCCACUUUACUAAAAAACCUUGAUACCGUGCUUCGGGUGAACUAUGAUAAAUGUGUGGUUGAGCUCCGCAACCUUAAACUCGAGCGGUAUGUAGAAGACUUGAUCGGCGAUACUACAGCAAAGGUGUACGCAACAUUACUUGGCGUGCUGAGCAAAAAGAUUUCUCGUUGUCAAACCGAUAAAUCAAUCGAGGUCGAAGAUGAGAACGACGAUGCUUCUACAGGGCCCCGCGUCACUACUCAAGAGAUUUUUGAGCACCUGAACCCUUCUAUUGAUGUAUCAGGCGGUGUUGGAAUGCUCCAUGAGGAUGGUGCCAUUGAUAUUCGCUGUGCAGAAAAAAUUAGACGAUUUCCUCCCCAGCUUAAGGGUUCGACCCUUAAAGAAGAGCUCCAGGAAGGGGAAGAAAUCGUUGAGUCGGACGACGAAGACUACGAUCCCAGCGGGGAGGCAGCUAUCAGCUUCGGAUUACAUGGUCCGAAUGGUUCAGAUGAAGUCAAAAUGCAAGUGGACGACAGCGUUCCGAUCGGCACUAAGCGGCUACAUCAGAUGCGACAACAUCUACUUAUCCUUACCGAAAGUAAGGAGGGUUUUGUGCGACAUUGUGGCAGUCUUGAUUUCGGCGAAUGGACAGUCGAUUUCGAACCACUCGUGCAGCAUCUAAAGUUCCUCGAGCUUGAUACGCUUAUCGAGAACCGGUUUGGUCGUCGGGGUCUACGUCUCACUCGAAUUCUUAGAGAAAAGGGAAAGAUCGACGAUAAAACAUUGCCCAGUUUGGCUCUUAUGAAGAAGCCGGAUGUGCACGUUAAGAUGGCGGAGAUGGAGAUGGCGGGAUUCUUGGACGUACAAGAGGUACCUCGGGACAACAACCGAGCGGCCGCCCGGACAAUUUUCUUUUGGUUUUUCGACCUCGAAAGGACACUACAGCGAACACUAGACAAUACCUACAAGUCCAUGGUGCGCUGUCUACAGCGAUUAGACGUCGAGCGUCGUAAGAAGGCAAGCGUUCUCUCGGUUGCCGAACGUAAAGAUGUUCAGGGAAUGGAAGAGGAAAAACUAAGAGGUGACAUAUAUAAUGAAUACGUGCAGUUUCUCGACCUCGAAAAGAAACUACUCGGCCAAGUUGGAAAGCUCGACGAUAUUGUAGCAGUCUUUAGAGACUUCUAG
This is a messenger RNA of Daldinia childiae, 1926 nucleotides long. RefSeq names its product DNA-directed RNA polymerase III subunit RPC3. Lineage: Eukaryota; Fungi; Ascomycota; Sordariomycetes; Xylariales; Hypoxylaceae. The coding region runs from base 1 to 1926 and encodes 641 amino acids. The record is from RefSeq and is a predicted model, not a curated record. Gene Ontology annotation, cellular component: RNA polymerase III complex. Gene Ontology annotation, molecular function: single-stranded DNA binding. Gene Ontology annotation, biological process: DNA-templated transcription. The transcript is spliced from 2 exons.